This is a messenger RNA of Phycomyces blakesleeanus NRRL 1555(-), 744 nucleotides long. RefSeq lists its product as hypothetical. NCBI's taxonomy places the organism in Eukaryota, Fungi, Mucoromycota, Mucoromycetes, Mucorales, Phycomycetaceae. The annotation marks the transcript as partial. The transcript has 7 exons. The record is from RefSeq and is a predicted model, not a curated record. Gene Ontology annotation, biological process: intracellular signal transduction; peptidyl-serine phosphorylation. Gene Ontology annotation, molecular function: ATP binding; protein serine/threonine kinase activity.
GUAAUUGUUGGACGAGACAGAAGAACUGGCAAAUAUUACGCAAUUAAGAAACUUGACAAGGCACACAUUGUAAAGAAUGACAAGGUUAAAUAUGUCAUGAUUGAACGUGAUGCUCUGAGUCGAAUGAACCAUCCUGGAAUCAUCAAAUUAUAUUGGACUUUUAAAGACCAUCGUAGUCUGUACUUUGUAUUGGAUUUGGCCAAGAACGGAGAACUCUACAGCUACAUUAGAAGACUGGCUCCGUUUGAUGUAGAUACGGCUAGGUUUUAUGCAGCCGAGAUUCUCUCUGCUCUAGAGCAUAUCCACAAUAAAGAUGUUAUUCAUCGUGAUAUUAAACCUGAAAAUAUCUUGCUCGACGACAACAUGCACAUCAAGAUUACAGAUUUUGGAUCAGCAAAGAUCGGCCGUUCUCGUUCGUUUGUUGGUACAGCUGAAUAUGUGUCUCCGGAAUUACUACGCAGCGAGCGUACCUCUAAAGAAGCUGAUUUGUGGGCAUUUGGCUGUGUACUCUUUCAAAUGUUAUCUGGAAAAUCACCCUUCAAGGCUCCGACUGACUAUCUGAUCUUCCAGAACAUCAAGAAUCUCGAAUACACAAUUCCAGACUACUUUCCAGACGAUGCACGCGAUCUCAUCCAACGACUGCUAGUACUCGAACCUUCUGAACGUAUUGGAUCCGAAAAAACGGGUGGGCUAGAAGAGAUUCGACAACACCCAUUCUUUUGUGGUAUCGACUGGGACACGUUA